AUGAAGAUUGUAACUAGUGUCGAUGGUAUCAAAGUUGUAACUGGUGUUGAUGGUUUCAAGGUUGUAACUGGUGUUGAUAGUAUCAAGAUUUUAACCAGUGUUGAUGGUAUCAAAGUUGUAACUGGUGUUGACGGUUUCAAUGUUGUAACUGGUGUUGAUGGUAUGAAGAUUGUAACUAGUGUCGAUGGUAUCAAAGUUGUAACUGGUGUUGAUGGUUUCAAAGUUGUAACUGGUGUUGGCGGUGUCAAGGUUGUAACUAUUGUUGAUGGUAUCAAGAUUUUAACCAGUGUUGAUGGUAUCAAAGUUGUAACCAGUGUUGAUGGUUUCAAAGUUGUAACUGGUGUUGGCCGUGUCAAGGUUGUAACUAUUGUUGAUGGUAUCAAGAUUUUAAACAGUGUUGAUGGUAUCAAAGUUGUAACUGGUGUUGAUGGUGUCAAGGUUGUAACUGGUGUUGAUGGUAUCAAGAUUUUAACCAGUGUUGAUGGUAUCAAAGUUGUAACUGUUGUUGAUGGUUUCAAGGUUGUAACUGGUGUUGAUGGUAUGAAGGUUGUAACUAGUGUCGAUGGUAUCAAAGUUGUAACUGGUGUUGAUGGUUUCAAGGUUGUAACUGGUGUUGAUGGUAUCAAGAUUUUAACCAGUGUUGAUGGUAUCAAAGUUGUAACUGGUGUUGAUGGUUUCAAGGCUGUAACUGGUGUUGAUGGUAUCAAGAUUUUAACCAGUGUUGAUGGUAUCAAAGUUGUAACUGGUGUUGAUGGUAUGAAGGUUGUAACUAGUGUCGAUGGUAUGAAGGUUGUAACUGGUGUUGGCGGUGUCAAGGCUGUAACUAUUGUUGAUGGUAUCAAGAUUUUAACCAGUGUUGAUGGUAUGGAGGUUGUAACUGGUGUUGAUGGUAUCAAGUUUGUAACUGGUGUUUAUCAAAGUUGUAACUGGCGUUGGUGGUAUCAAUGUCCAAUUGUUAACUUCCAAGGAGAUUGA
Messenger RNA from Candidula unifasciata, 975 nucleotides. The record is from the annotation of a GenBank genome assembly. Lineage: Eukaryota; Metazoa; Mollusca; Gastropoda; Stylommatophora; Geomitridae.